Molecule: messenger RNA, 1198 nt
Organism: Lolium perenne
Lineage: Eukaryota; Viridiplantae; Streptophyta; Magnoliopsida; Poales; Poaceae
Source: RefSeq, a predicted model, not a curated record
AAAAAAAAGGAGAGCUGUGAGGAGAGAGAGGCGACGUCGCCGGCGACCGGAGGGGCGAUGAGCCGGAAGGAGGCGGCGGCGGAGGAUGCAGGAGGAGGGGAGGGGUCGUCGCGCUCGGAGGGCGGCGGGGAGCUGGCGGAGACGCUGGCGCGGCGGCGGCUGUACCGGGAGGUGACGCUGGCGCUGCGGGCGGGGCUGCGGGACGCCAGGGCGGAGUUCUCCUUCCUCCGCGCGCGGGGGCUCCGCAGCCUCCUGGGCUUCCUCCGCGCCACCGCCUCCGCGCCCGGCGACUCGCAGCUGCUCCUCUUCCGCCACUCCCAGUCCAUACCCGAUCUCCAAGUUAUUACUGUUCUCUUUCAGAAUUCAUUGCAUGAGGCAAAGGAAGAUCCUGUUUUGACAUUGGAUCAUAUAUUUGGAGUCGAGCCAAUCAAGAUUACCAGCCCCCCAACUGAUUCUGAAAUUGCUCUAGCUCUUAGAGUUUUGGAAGGCUGUUGCCUUUUGUAUAGCCGAUGCACUGCUCUGGCUCACAAGUACAAGGCUGUGAAGGUACUCUUGAAUAUAUUAGCCAGCAGAGGUCCAACUGAGCAAGGGGUUUGUUUGGAUGCUCUGAUAUCAUUGAUGUUGGAUUCACCUUCAAAUCAAAUUGAGUUUGAGGAAUGCAGUGGACUUGAAAAGGUUGCUGAGCUUUUGAAGGACGAGCAAGUGGAAGAGCACAUAAGGUUGAAAUGUGGUGAGUUUCUACUGCUACUCAUCGGACAUGUUUAUGCCAAGGAAAACACUCCCAUACAUGAUCAGAUGCGGAAUCUACUUGGGGAGCAGUGCGCGUCGCUCAUAUGGGCAGCAAGCCGGUUCGGAUCCACCCUAGACCCGGAGCAGAGGCAGAUGGCCUUGCAGAUACAAGCGAGGAGAGUUGUUGAAUCCUUGGAGCCCUACUAGGACGGUCGCAGCAAUGUGUUCCAUGUCUCUGGUCUCAGUUGCAUGCUUCAUUCUCUCCCCCUGCAUAAAAGGGGUGCGUCCUCAGUUUUGUGGUCCAUCACAAGGCCUCUUGUCCUUCUUUUCUUGUGUAAAGCUAAUUUUAUGUUUGUUGUUCGUAUGAGUUUGAAAAUGCCGUAUUUGUUUCAUGUAUGUUGCAAAGAUUGGCUAUUUAGCUUUGUUUGAAGACCAUGGACUAUAUAGGGAGAUGGGUCUAGUUUUAAAA